Messenger RNA from Camellia sinensis, 1038 nucleotides. The record is from RefSeq and is a predicted model, not a curated record. NCBI's taxonomy places the organism in Eukaryota, Viridiplantae, Streptophyta, Magnoliopsida, Ericales, Theaceae.
AUGAAGUGGUUAAGCGGGAACAUCAGGGGGAUUGGUAGGCUUGAGAAGAUGCGAAAGAUUAGGAGGGUCUUGGUUGAUAGGAAAAUAGAUUUGGCAUUUUUUCAAGAAACAAAGAAGGCAAGUUCUUCAUCAGUGGAAGUUAAAAGGGUGUGGCAUAGAGAUAAAAUGGAGUUUAUGGUUGUUGAUGCGGAGGGCAGGGCUGGGGGGUUGUUAUGCAUAUGGGAUCCUGAGGUGUUUCAUUUAUCAGAUUGCUGCAGCAAUAGGCAGUUCAUUUUGAUUGCAGGUACAGUCCUUAAUUCUUUUGAUUGUGUCAUGAUUAAUGUGUAUGCUCCUAAUGAUCCUGUGCGGAGAAGUAAACUAUGGGAGACUCUGGCAAGGUUGAAAUUAAGUUUCACUAGACCUUGGUGCAUAGGUGGAGACUUCAACGAAAUCCGAUCAGCGGAUGAAAGAGUGGGUUGUUCAAGGAGGGAACGAGGUAUGAAAGACUUCAACGAUUUUAUAGAUAGGUGUGAGUUGACUGAGUUACAAAUGCUGGGUAGGAAAUAUACCUGGUGUAAUGCAACUGAUGGUAAUAAGUGGAGCAAAAUUGAUAAAUUCCUACUGACUCCUGAGUGGAUCGAAAGAUUUAAGUUCAAACUGUGGGGCUUACCGAGGCACAUUUCUGAUCAUUGUCCUCUACUCUUAAUGGAGGAUGAAAGGGAUUGGGGGCCCAAACCCUUCAAGUUUUAUAAUGCUUGGUUACUACAUCCCAGCUUUGCUUCAUUCUUGGAGAAUGUAUGGUUAGAGUGCCAGAUAGAUGGAAGUGCAGGUGUAAUAUUGCAAAGGAAAUUACAAACCUUGAAGCUAGCAUUAAAGAAAUGGAGUAAAGAAGUGUUUGGUAAUGUCGCAGAGAAAAUUAAAGAAGAUGAAAGUCAGCUCCACUCUUUGGAUUUGAUGGCGGAAGUCAGACCUUUGAUGGAAGUAGAGCUGAGGCUUAAAAGAGAAUCUAGAAGUGACCUAUGGAGACUCAGUAGGAUGUUGGAAUGGUCUUGGCUGUAA